Messenger RNA from Plasmodium gallinaceum, 1899 nucleotides. Its product is annotated as conserved Plasmodium protein, unknown function. The coding region runs from base 1 to 1899 and encodes 632 amino acids. Lineage: Eukaryota; Apicomplexa; Aconoidasida; Haemosporida; Plasmodiidae. The transcript has a single exon. The record is from RefSeq and is a predicted model, not a curated record.
AUGAAAAACACAGAAUUUAAGUAUGUGUUAAGGAAUAGGAUAAAAAAAAUUUUUGAAAAUAAUAGCAACUUAAAAGUUUUAGAUGAUGAAUUAAUUAAAAAAAAUAACAAUGAAGAUGACGAUUCAAAAAAAUUUGAUAAUUUAAAAUACGUUAAUUCUGAUAAAAUAGAUUUAUGUAACAGUAAUAGUUAUUCUACAAAUUAUAAGAAAAUAAUUAUUGAUGAGGAAGAUAAUUCUUUUAACUACAAUAAAAAUUCUAUUUUUUUUAACGGUAAAAAUUAUUUGAUAAUUGAAAAUUACACAUCCGUUAUAUAUGAAAAUUGUGAAGAAAAAGUAAAUAUGGUUCUAGCAAAUAAAAGUAUACCAGAAGGAAGAAUAGAAAUCCAAAUAAAUGGAAAGGAAUCUUAUAUAAUACCUUGUAGUAUUUAUAAAAAUAUAUUAAGUUGUUUUUUUCCACAGCUUGAAAAAGGAAUAUAUCAUUUAUCUUUUUUUAUCAAUAAAGAAAUGAUACUUAUAAAGUUAUUGCGCCCAGGCUUAGAAUUAACUGAAAAGUUAAAAUUUUUGUCAUUGCAUGUUAUUGAAAUAACUGACUUUGGUUAUUACCUAAAAAAUAAAAAUAGGAGAAGUAAAAACUAUAACAUUAGCAUAAAUAAUAAUAUAUACACAAACAAAGAGCUUAUAAAAUUGUACAAUAGUAUUUACAAGAAUUAUAGAGAUAUUUAUUGUGAGAAUAAGAGAAAUCCAAAAAUUGCAGUAGGUAAUAAUUAUAAACUUCAAAAUAUCAGUGAAUUAAAUUUUUAUAAUUUUCUUAAAUGUUAUCAGGAUGAAUUUAUUGAUCAUUCAUUUAGAAAAAACAAAAAUAAAAUUGAUGUGAAUAAUUUAAAUUUUGUUUCUCAAUUAAAUUUAGAAAAAGGAAUUCAACAAAGUAGAAUACCAAUUUUAUAUAAAAAGUUAUUGUAUGAUAAUUGCAUAUAUGAAAAUAAAAUGAUUAUCAUGCAUUUCCACUCAAAAUUUUUUGAGUAUGAUCCCUUUAAUGUUAUAUCGGCUCAUAUUUUUACAAAAAGUGAAUUAAAAGAUGGAUAUACUAUUUUUGCGUUUAAUUUAAUACCUGUAUUUUAUAAAGAAAAUAAGGAUUCUUUCUACACUCAGGUAGAUGAACAAAAAGACAUAGAAAAGCCUAAUUUAUUUAAUCUAUUAAGUAAUUCACAAAAAAAGGGGGAAAAUGAGAAUAUAAAUUAUGUUAGUACUUUAUUAAUGCUUAAGUCAGAUGAGACUAAUUGUGCAGAUGUAAGAAUGUGGAAUUAUAUAGAUACUAUUGAAUGUCAAAAAAAUAAAAUAUCAAAUAAUUUUUAUUUAAAUAAAAGUAGUUAUGAAGAUGUUCAUUGCCCUAUACCUCAUGAAUUAAUUAAUAAUAAAAACAUUUUUAAAAAAUAUUCUGAAGGACUCAAAAUUUCUGAAAAGGUCAGCAUCUUUUUUGAAAAUUGGAAUGAUGAUAUAUUGCCUGUACAGAAAUUUGUUAAUUUAUUUGAAUAUAAUUUGCCCUAUAAAAAAAUAAAAAAUUUAUCCAAUUUUAUCAAAAAUAAAAAUGAUGAUUUCUUAUUAUUUAAUGAUUUUUAUCUGAAAAAUAAUGGAAAUAAUGAAAAAUGUAAUUCGAUAAUAUUAGAAGAUAAAAAUAAUUUAUCUACUUUAAAAAAAUUAACAGCUGACGAAAAUAAAAAUAAUAAUGAACUGGAAAAAAAUUACUCAUUUGAUUAUCUACUUAAUAAUUUUGUUUCUUUUGUUCUAUUAAUUGAAGGAAAAAUAUAUCAUAGUGUUAUUCCUAUAAAUAAACUUCUUUUAUUAUUUAUAGUAAACUAUUGGAUGCAUUUUAUUGGUGUACAAAAAAAAAAAUGUAUAUAA